Ipomoea triloba (trilobed morning glory) is the source of this 669-nucleotide messenger RNA. Its product is annotated as dihydroneopterin aldolase 1-like. The coding region runs from base 109 to 519 and encodes 136 amino acids. Lineage: Eukaryota; Viridiplantae; Streptophyta; Magnoliopsida; Solanales; Convolvulaceae. Gene Ontology annotation, cellular component: cytoplasm. The record is from RefSeq and is a predicted model, not a curated record. Gene Ontology annotation, biological process: folic acid-containing compound metabolic process. The transcript has 3 exons. Gene Ontology annotation, molecular function: dihydroneopterin aldolase activity.
CAGUUACUCACCAGUCAGAAGACACUCCAGAUAGACAGUGGUUUUAUUGUUUUAAUGCCGGUGAGGCUUUUCCGGUUCCGAUCAUUUUCCGGCCGUCUAAGUUAACUAAUGGCGGCUCCUUCCACAGGUUCUGAUGAGAUGCCAAAAGGAGACAAACUUGUCUUAAGGGGUUUAAAAUUCUAUGGAUACCAUGGGGUGAAGCCUGAAGAAAGGACUCUGGGUCAAAAGUUUGUAGUGGAUGUGGAUGCCUGGAUGGACCUUCGAGCUGCUGGUAAAUCUGACCAGUUAUCAGACACACUUAGUUACACUGAUAUUUACAGCAUAGUAAAAGAGGUCGUGGAGGGAUCACCACAUAAUCUUCUUGAAUCUGUGGCUGAACAGAUUUCAUCUACAACCCUGAGCAAAUACCACCAGGUAAAUGCUGUGCGUGUUCAUGUUGGAAAGCCACAUGUUUCAAUCAAAGGACCACUCGACUACUUGGGUGUUGAGAUCAUUAGAUACCGAAGCAUUGACAUAUAAAUCCACCGAGGCUAAUAUUCUGCUGGUCGAUCCUUCACCGAAAUCUAUGCAAUGUGUGUUUUUCUUGUAUUAUAAAUAAAACUCUUCAUAACCUCGUAUUGAUGAAACUUUAAGUUUAAAUUGAUUGAUCGUGUUAAGUUUGCUUUUUGA